Messenger RNA from Penicillium argentinense, 2535 nucleotides. RefSeq names its product putative PHD transcription factor. The record is from RefSeq and is a predicted model, not a curated record. NCBI's taxonomy places the organism in Eukaryota, Fungi, Ascomycota, Eurotiomycetes, Eurotiales, Aspergillaceae. The transcript is spliced from 2 exons. Gene Ontology annotation, biological process: positive regulation of DNA-templated transcription. Gene Ontology annotation, cellular component: Set1C/COMPASS complex. The coding region runs from base 1 to 2535 and encodes 844 amino acids.
AUGGCUCCGGAUAUGGAGGCCGUCGAGAGGCAUAUCAACGGGUUCGCCGAGAGCGCAGAGGUCGCCAACUCAACGCCCAGCCCUUACGAAACAAACCCCGCGAGUAUACCGAGCGAUGACCCAUUUCUCGCCCAAAGCGUGCACUAUGGCCGCUACACCCCGCAGCCCGACGAAUUCACCCCGCGCUACCAGGACUGGCACCACCCGGAUUCCGACACGACCGAUUUCUGGCAGGAGGUGGUGCAGAGAUUCUGCACCCCAGAACACUCGCUGAAUGUCUCGGGGCCGAGGGAAGCCUUCGCUGCUGGCAGCGUAGUCAUUCAGGUAGACCGUGAGUCUGCGGAUAGCGCCGCAGCGGAGCGUUACUCCUGUGUGAAUGCGAAUGAACUAUCUGCAGCGCGAAAAGCCGACGAAUCGCUGAAGGAAAUUGGCGUUGCUGUUCCGGUCAUACACUUUUGCGGCACAAUUGAGGGGAGGAAUGUUACAGUGGAAUCACGGAUACCCGGCGUAUCUCUCGAAGUGGCUUGGCGAUACUUGAACCUGAAGGAAAUUGCUGUUUUCAAGAACCAGUGUCGACAACUCUUGCAGCGGCUUCGAACAAUCCAUCCGGCCUUGAACGAACCUUCUUACGUUUAUCGCGGACUUAAUUCGCAAACACCUCCUGCUGGGCGUGGACAGGAGCGAACAAUUCUCUUCGCUGAUAAGAGUGCCGGGGAGGACCUGUGCUUUACGCACAACAAUCUGGUACCAGGAAAUAUUGUGGUGAAGGAUGGUCGGAUUGUGGGUCUGGCAGGAUGGCGGGAAAGCGGAUAUUUUGGCUUAACGCGGGCUCAACAGGUGCAUCAGUCAUGGAGAGAUCUCCAGGGUGAGGACCAAGACAGCGCAACUGGGACUUGGGUUGACCUCUACGACGAGGAAUAUGAUCCGAGCAAGAGUACGCCGCUGGUUGCGACCAAGGACAUUGCGCUGCCAUCCGUGAAAACAGAACCGACAAGUUCAACACUGGACAAAUUUCCAGUCGGCGAUGACUUCGAGACCAAGUCGAUGGGAUAUGACGGAGCCGGUGAUUAUCCGACAUCAAAGAAGCUCGCCAAUCUGAGAAACGGUACAACACCCCGAGCAUCGUCAUCCGAGCGAUCCUCCCCAGCGACAUCGGUGAAGCCUGCGGCAAAUAAGAAAGCCACGUCUGCCACCGCAAAGAAGGGCACGGCAAAGAAGCCAGCGGUCAAGAAGCGCAAGGCGAACGAUGUGGAUGCAGACAGCGUGGAUGGUCGAUCAAACACUCCUGCAUCCCGCGCCAGCAAAGGUCCGGGUAAGAAGCAAGGCUCCGCGUCUAUCGCGGGGUCUCCAGCCCCAGAGGAGAAGAAGAAGAAAAAGAAGGGUGGCAAGAAGAAAGUCUUAGAGGAAGACGAAGACGACGACGUUGAUGAUCCGAAUGAGGUCUUUUGUAUUUGCAGACGACCUGAUAAUCAUACAUGGAUGAUUGGGUGCGAUGGCGACUGCGAAGAUUGGUACCAUGGGAAAUGUGUCAAUGUCAACUCUCAAGAUGAAGAUCUGAUUGAGAGGUACAUCUGCCCGAACUGCGAAGCAAAUGGACAAGGCCGCACAACGUGGAAACCAAUGUGUCGUCUUCCCCAAUGUCGGAAACCAGCGCGCGCAAAUCCCAAGAAUCCCAGCAAGUAUUGCAGCGAUGAGCACGGCCUACAAUUCAUGCGCCAACACACCCGUCGCCUCAAGCUGGGGCCAGCCCAGAAGGGAAAGGAAGACUUGGGCAGCAUGGGCGGCGUCCUUACGGCGAAAGACCUCAAGGCUGUCAUUGUGGGUGUGAGCUCCGUCGAAGAAUUCCGCAGACUGGGCGACCGGAUUAUUACACCGCCGCCGACAACAAAAGAAAACACGCCCAAUUCCGAAGUGAAGAGUGAAAACGGGCCGCAGAUCGGCAAUGGGUUCGAUGCCAAAUCCAACGGUGUAGAAUAUUCUAUCGAAGAAGCCACGCAGAUAGAAAAGCUGCGUAAACACCGUGACGACCUUAUUCACCGCAAGGAAAUGCUUGCUGUGCGAUCGACAUUCAUGGAACUUCUGCGGCCAAGGGCCAAGGUCAUCCUCGACAAGCUAAAGCAGAAAGAACCAAAAGGCGGAUGGAAAGAUAUCUGCGGAUUCGACUCGCGACUUUCGUGGUCUGAUGAAGAAUUUGACGAAUGGCGGCUGUCCGAAGCCGGAAAGAAAGCUCUUGCAGAGGGCACGGCUGAGGCCAUGGCUGCCAGUUUCCCUGUCAGUACCGAUGCGGAUGGAGACACCACCAUGGACGGUGAAAGUGAAGAUGAAAUCGCCUUCUUGACUCGCGGUGCCUGCACGAAGAAACGCUGUGAGCAACAUAAGCAGUGGCUUAAGGUGCUGCAGCAAGACCUCCAGUUUGAGGUGAACACUACAGACGACGAUCUUGCGCGGUGCGAGCAAGAGGCACGCGCUGUGGCUGAGCGCUCCGUCCUGAGGAAGUGGGCUGAGAAGGAGAAUGUAGCUUCUGAAGCCCGGUAG